AUGUCCCUCAGCGUUAAUAUCGUAUCUACCUCCUUAAUGAUUAGUCCGACUGAGGAUCAAACCGGAUCCUCGCUAACAACCACCGAUGGCAGGACUCAACAUUCACCUCCCCCUUCCUCCAGUCAACCAUCCAAGAAGCCAAGCUGGCUCUCUAGAUUCUCGAGGUCUACCAACAAGGAACGCAAAAACACCGGACUCGCGAUCAACCUGAUCGAUGUGCCAUACGUAUCCAUCAGGACAACGACCUCAUCGACCUUACCCACACCGCGGUACCCCUCAGAACCCAUUCUUACCAGUACGAAGUCGAAAUUCUUGAAGGCUUUCGAAGAUGCCAUUCGUCAAUGCCCUGACUGGCGCAAGAGAUUCUUGAUGAAAGCGAAUGAACCGAAUGACCAGGAGCGGGCGCCAGCACCUCUCAUAGAACGAGACUGUCGAAAUCUUGGAGAGGCAACUUCAUACAAGGCUGGGAUUGAGGAAUCACGUUCGACUUUCCGGAUGCGGUCCACCGGGAACUUACGAGGGAGCCCACGCUCACGCAAAAGGUUGCCUGGGAUGGAACGCGGAGCUUGCCCGGCCAUUCUAUACUGUACGAUGAGCGACUCGUCAAACUUUCUUUUCUUGGCUGUCAAGAAAAAGGACGUCUACCAGCCGUUGACUCUGUCAGAUCGGAUCGAUCCCUCUCGUCCUUCCAUAGGGGCGGCUGGACCGCGCCGGAAGGAUCAAGAGAGGAUGACCGGCUGCGCUCGGAAAGGCGGAGUCAGGCGUCGAGACAAGUCGGACACGUCCAUCCAAGAUUCGCUGACAAGUUCCGGUGGACCCUUCAACCGAGUCGUUUCAUCACCAGUCCGGUUCUACAAGGCCCUCAUGUUUUCUCUUGACACCAAAACCGCGUCUCUGUCCCAAGCUAGGAUCAGCACGGAAUCCAGCCAGAAGUUCAUGGAUGUGUUUCAACGGAUCAUCAAUCGGAAUGACAAGUGGUUCCAGAUGAUUCUCUCAGAGAAAUGCGAAGUUGAUCCUAGGCGUCUUCAUGACCUCCCGCUUGUCAUCCCGAAGUUCUACCAUCUCGUGCUGCGCGAGCGCGCCAAUCGUUGGAGGGGAUCUCUGCAGCGAGAGAACCGCAGCGGCGCCGAUUUCUGUGUGGCGGAGGAGGAUGUUUCAUUGCUCGCUGAGAGCUUGCUGGAACGCUCUGCAUACAUGCUAUGGCCAUGA
Molecule: messenger RNA, 1209 nt
Organism: Filobasidium floriforme
Lineage: Eukaryota; Fungi; Basidiomycota; Tremellomycetes; Filobasidiales; Filobasidiaceae
Exons: 5
Coding region: 1-1209 (402 amino acids)
Source: RefSeq, a predicted model, not a curated record